Messenger RNA from Zea mays, 1406 nucleotides. RefSeq lists its product as uncharacterized. Bases 144 to 1118 code for a protein of 324 amino acids. Gene Ontology annotation, molecular function: sequence-specific DNA binding; DNA-binding transcription factor activity, RNA polymerase II-specific. The record is from RefSeq and is a predicted model, not a curated record. The transcript has 3 exons. Gene Ontology annotation, biological process: regulation of DNA-templated transcription. Lineage: Eukaryota; Viridiplantae; Streptophyta; Magnoliopsida; Poales; Poaceae.
GGCGGAAACGCGCCGGAGGGAGGGAGAGAGGAGGGGCGUGGGUGGCUGGGCCGAGCGACUCCUCCUUCCAGUCCACCGCUAUAAAGCCCCGCAGGCCUGGCGAGUCCCGACGGUUCCAUUACUGGUCCCUAGCAGGAAGCAGGAUGGAGUUGGCGCUCAGCUUGGGGGAGACCAUGGCGGAUGCCGGGAGGGACCUCAUGCUGGGGCUUGGGAUGGGGGUCGGGGUGCGGAGGGAGGAGGAAGCGCAGAGAGGGAGGAGGGACAGGGAGGUGAGGCGGGAGCUGGAGUUCACGGCGAGGAGCGCCCGGUCGUCGCCGGAGCCGGCGGUGCGACUCACCCUCCUGCACGGCCUCGGCCUCCCGUGGCCGCCGCCGCCGUCGUCCGAGACCAACCGGCACCUGGAGGCGUCGGCGCGUGGCUUCGACGUGAACCGGGCGCCGUCGCUGUCCGCGGCCGGUGGCGCCGCGGAGGAGGACGAGGAGCAGGACGAGGCGGCGGCGGCGGCGGCAUCGUCGUCGCCCAACAACAGCGCGAGCUCCUUCCCGACGGACUUCUCCGCGCAGGGCCAGGUGGCGCCCGGCGCCGACCGCGCGUGCUCCCGCGCCAGCGACGAGGACGACGGCGGCUCCGCGCGCAAGAAGCUGCGCCUCUCCAAGGAGCAGUCCGCGUUCCUGGAGGAUAGCUUCAAGGAGCACGCCACGCUGAACCCGGACGAAGCUGAAGCAGACGGAGGUGGACUGCGAGUACCUCAAGCGAUGCUGCGAGACGCUGACGGAGGAGAACCGGCGGCUGCAGAAGGAGCUAUCCGAGCUCCGCGCGCUCAAGACGGUGCACCCCUUCUACAUGCACCUCCCGGCCACCACCCUUUCCAUGUGCCCCUCCUGCGAGCGCGUCGCCUCCAACUCCGCGCCGGCGCCCGCGUCAUCGCCGUCCCCCGCUACUGGCAUUGCGGCCCCGGCACCGGAGCAGAGGCCCUCGUCGUUCGCGGCUCUGUUCUCGUCCCCUCUGAACCGCCCGCUGGCCGCCCAGGCGCAACCGCAACCGCAGGCGCCGGCCAACUCGUGAGGCGCUCUCUACUCUAUCUCCGGCGACGCGAACGGAGGUGGAUCUGGCUGUAAAUACGAUCACCUUUUUUUGGCUUCCUUUUUCUUUUGUUUUCACUUGAUGCGGUUCUUGAGAUUUUUUUUUUGUGGAUUGCCGAUGGGUUGGUUUACCGGUUUAUUAGAGCGCAUCAUCUGGCCGUCGGAUUGGACUGCGGACGGCCGGGUGCAGAAAGGAAGUGCUGCGAUAGAGUUUAUUAACCUCAGUAGCAUCGAUCAUGUUUUGUUACCUUGCUAUCUAUCUUGGCGUCAAUAUAGGCCUUGAAAUCCGAAGUUACCCUGAUGAUGAUGAAAUGGGUGGUGUCA